Mesocricetus auratus (golden hamster) is the source of this 945-nucleotide messenger RNA. Its product is annotated as olfactory receptor 6B2-like. The record is from RefSeq and is a predicted model, not a curated record. NCBI's taxonomy places the organism in Eukaryota, Metazoa, Chordata, Mammalia, Rodentia, Cricetidae. Gene Ontology annotation, cellular component: membrane. Gene Ontology annotation, biological process: G protein-coupled receptor signaling pathway. Bases 1 to 945 code for a protein of 314 amino acids. The transcript has a single exon. Gene Ontology annotation, molecular function: G protein-coupled receptor activity; olfactory receptor activity.
AUGAGGGGAGAGAACAUCACCAAGGUCAGCGCGUUCAUCCUGCUGGGCUUCCCCACAGCCCCCAGGCUGCAGUACCUGCUCUUCCUCCUCUUCCUGCUCGCCUACCUCUUUGUGCUGACGGAGAACCUGGCCAUCAUCCUCACUGUCUGGAGCAGCGCCUCUCUCCACAGGCCCAUGUACUACUUCCUGGGCUCCUUGUCUUUCCUAGAGAUCUGGUAUGUGUCAGACAUCAUCCCUAAGAUGCUGGACGGCUUCCUCCUGCAGAGGAAACACAUCUCCUUCAUUGGAUGCAUGACUCAGCUCUACUUCUUCAGUUCCCUGGUGUGCACAGAGUGUGUACUCCUGGCUUCCAUGGCCUAUGACCGCUAUGUGGCCAUCUGCCAUCCCCUGCGCUACCAAGUCAUCAUGACCACGGGGCUGUGUGUCCAGCUCGUGGCCUUCUCUUUUGCUAGUGGCUUCACUAUCUCUGUGAUCAAGGUCUACUUUAUCUCCAGUGCUACCUUCUGUGGCUCCAAUGUCUUGAACCACUUUUUCUGUGACAUCUCCCCCAUCCUCAAGCUGGCCUGCACCGACUUCUCUACUGCAGAGCUGGUGGACUUCGUCCUGGCCUUCAUCAUUCUGGUGUUCCCUCUCCUGGCCACCAUUCUGUCCUAUGGCCACAUCACCCUGGCUGUGCUUCGUAUCCCUUCGGCCACGGGAAGGUGGAGGGCCUUCUCCACCUGUGCCUCCCACCUUACUGUGGUCACCUUCUUCUACAUGGCCAUGAUCUUCAUGUAUGUGAGGCCCCAGGCCAUUGAUAGCCGGAGCUCCAACAAGCUCAUCUCUGCUGUGUACACUGUCCUCACACCCAUGAUGAAUCCUUUGAUCUACUGUCUGAGGAACACUGAAUUUAAGGAUGCUGUGAGAAGGACCCUGGGAUUGGGCACUACUCUCAGUAGACAUUAA